Molecule: messenger RNA, 1602 nt
Organism: Ceratina calcarata
Lineage: Eukaryota; Metazoa; Arthropoda; Insecta; Hymenoptera; Apidae
Gene: bys
Product: Bystin
Exons: 3
Coding region: 92-1393 (433 amino acids)
Biological process (GO): rRNA processing
Cellular component (GO): cytoplasm; preribosome, small subunit precursor; nucleolus
Molecular function (GO): snoRNA binding
Source: RefSeq, a predicted model, not a curated record
AGUAAGUGUCCGUGUCUAUGAGAUAGUGUGUUUAUAUACAUAAUGUCACAUGUUUCGCUCUUAAUUUUAUGAAAUUUAAAAGAAUAGAAAAAUGGGAAAGGCGAAGAAGAUAAAACCCAGCGAAACGCAGAGGCCGAGAGUGCCUCUAGCUGACCAACUAGAAGAGACAGUCACUGUAAAAUAUAAAGUUCAGUAUCCUGGUAUCAGAUACUACCAUGAGGAUGAUGAAAAGUUCAUCGAUCCGCCGAUUACAAAAAAGAUUCUACGUCAAGCCAGGCGACAACAGAUUGAAAUUGAGGAAGAGAAUGCAAUUGGUCAACCAUCGGGAUCAAGGGGAAGAUCAAUAGUAAAUCUUGGUGGCAAUUCAGAUUCCAGCGAGACAGAUGACGAGUUCAGCGACGAAGAAGAAUACUCUCAACAUUUCGAAAAUCUUGAAGUAUACAAAAGUGAUGAAGUUACUUUGCUGUCGUUUAUGAAUACAGAUGCUGCGCCUGCGAAAACGUUAGCUGACAUAAUAACAGAGAAAUUGGCGGAGAAGAAAACUGAAAUUGAGUCUCAAUUAUCAGACGCGGAUCCUAUUCGCGUUGAACAGUUAAACCCUAGAGUGACUGCUAUGUACGAGGGCGUUCGAGACGUUCUGAUGAAAUAUCGUAGUGGUAAACUGCCGAAGGCGUUUAAAAUGGUGCCCAGUUUGAUAAACUGGGAACAAAUAUUGUACAUAACUGAUCCGCCGAAGUGGACAGCAGCGGCCAUGUACCAAGCGACAAGAAUAUUUGCAUCGAAUUUAAAGGAAAAGAUGGCACAACGGUUUUUCAACCUCAUAUUGUUGCCAAGAAUUAGAGACGACUUAGCAGAGUACAAAAAACUCAACUUUCAUCUGUACCAAGCAAUACGUAAAGCUUUAUAUAAACCAGGUGGUUUUAUGAAAGGAUUUUUAAUACCACUUUUAGAAUCGGGAACAUGCACAUUAAGAGAAGCUGUUAUUGUUGGUUCCGUGCUUGCAAAGAAUUCAAUACCUGUUUUACAUUCUUCUGCAGCGAUACUGAAGAUCGCCGAAAUGGAAUAUAGUGGACCUAACAGCAUUUUCCUUAGAAUAUUUUUAGACAAAAAAUAUGCCCUGCCAUAUAGAGUACUAGAUGCAGUGGUCUUCCAUUAUCUGAGAUUUGAAAAUGAAUCUAGACAACUGCCAGUUUUGUGGCAUCAAUCUUUAUUAACUUUUGUACAACGUUACAAAUGUGAUAUUAGCUACGAGCAGAGAGAAGCUUUAUUGAACUUAUUAAGGACUCACUCUCAUCGAUCGAUCACGCCUGCUAUCAGACGAGAACUACUGUAUGCUCUAUCCAGAGACGUGGAAGAUGCACAACUCAAUCCGGAACCGAUGUCCAAUGACUAAUACUGUUUAUUUCGUUCAUUUGCUUUUUCACUUGAUUAAUCCUCAAAUCUGUUAAAUUGAACAUUAUCUUCUUAAUAUGUAUUUAAUGUUUUAUUAACUUUGUUUAAAACAUGACACUCAUAAAUUUCUAAAUGUUUGUACAAAUUUAAUUCUGUAGUAAAUAAGCACAUUGAUAAAACCUGUUGUUAAAAAGGAUUGAAAUAUAAAAA